GGCGACCUUCGACUCCUCCACUGGAGGCCGCGCAGCCAGGUGUUCUUCCACGAGGCCCUCUGACUCCCGAGCAGCUGCGGAGAAUCGUAUGUGCAGAUAUGGAGAUAGUCCUUGACAGAGUUAGGAUCUAAUUCAUCUCUUGAUCUAGGAAAUCAAUCGGAUGAAAGCCAAAGCUAUUCGUGAACAACGUGAAGCGGAAGAAGCCCGAAACGCCUCGUCGGCAGCCUCUACCUCCCUCGCACAGGGCGUGAAGCGCUCUUAUGGUACGAUGACCUCGGAGACACCAGCGAAUGUGCGGGAUGCGGCGUCAGCGAAUCGACCGCUGGAUGCGAUCAAGCCAGCCAAGAACUUCACCAGAUAUGUCGAAUACGACUUUAGCAAGAUGACGGAUACGAAGGGAGGCUUCUUGACACAAGAAGAUGAUCCGCACAAUCGAGCUCUCCAUGUGCGAGACGAACGGGCGGAGCAGAAACCGGCCAAUAUGACACAGAAGGAAUGGGAGAAACAACAGCUACUCAAAUCAUUGCGGCGAGAUCGGGCGGGCCCUUUCGAGCCGGGGAUCAGUGUUUUGGAGGAGAAAAGCCAGCAGAAAACAUGCAGAGAGUGUGGGACUUUAGAGAUCGACUGGAAAUGGGAAGAGGUGUUCCACUGCUGCAUAUGCAACGGGUGCAAGGAAAAAUACCCAGAGAAAUACAGCCUGCUGACCAAGACGGAGGCAAAAGAGGACUACCUCCUUACUGACCCCGAGCUCAAAGACGAAGAACUCCUCCCUCACCUCGAACGCCCGAACCCCCACAAAUCCACAUGGAAUAACAUGAUGCUGUUUCUUCGGUACCAGGUCGAAGAGUACGCCUUCUCGGCGAAGAAAUGGGGAUCCACCGAGGCCCUGGACGCCGAGUUCGAGCGCCGUGAGAGCGACAAGAAGCGUCGUCGCGAGGCCAAGUUCAAGACCAAGCUGCAGGACCUGAAGAAACGAACCCGAGUCGAGGCAUACCGUCGCAACCGACACGGCGCGGCGGGCGGCAACUUUGGCGAUGACCUAGGCCGUGGCCGCCAUGUACACCAAUGGGGACGGUCUGUCGAAAACCCAGACACAGGAAUCGGAGUGAAGAAGUGUGUGGACUGUGGGAUGGAAGUCGAAGAAUUGGAAUUCUAGCCUGUCUUGACGGAGACUUGCAAGUGUCUACGUGGAACCACCGUAUAAUAAUGCACGAUACCCUACAUACACGCAUCAUAAAAAAUCCACCGCUAUUAUUUUAGAAACUCCCUUUAUGUUCC
Molecule: messenger RNA, 1278 nt
Organism: Penicilliopsis zonata CBS 506.65
Lineage: Eukaryota; Fungi; Ascomycota; Eurotiomycetes; Eurotiales; Aspergillaceae
Exons: 2
Coding region: 161-1156 (331 amino acids)
Biological process (GO): base-excision repair; nucleotide-excision repair involved in interstrand cross-link repair; UV-damage excision repair
Cellular component (GO): nucleotide-excision repair factor 1 complex
Molecular function (GO): damaged DNA binding
Source: RefSeq, a predicted model, not a curated record